AUGUAGCAGAGAAAUUAGUUAGUUUCAAAUAACUUAGAUUUACGCAAUUCUUUCUUUACGCCAGAAACAAAUUUGUGGACCACUAAUAUAAACUUUGUUUCAUAAUAAAAUGCUUUAAUUGUUGUUAAAUAUUUAGGAAAAGUUAAGGAAAAAAAUUUAUAUAUUGGAGCAUAAUACAUAAAAUAUUCAAGAAAUAAAUAUAUCUCCUUUAUUGAGGCAUUUUUAACUAUCUUACGGAAUUCUAACGAUGAAAUAGUAGGAUUUCGAUUGGAGAAAAAUUGCAAUAGAAUUGAGUUAUUCGGAUAAAUAAGUGGUUGGCUGGCUAUCCUUAUGAAAGAAUGUAUAUGUUUAGACUUUGUUUCCAAUUUUCAGAUAGUACGAUUGUUAGGUAGUGGAUCCGCAGCAAAUGUAAGCUAAAUAGGUUUAACUUAGGUUUAUAAAGUGAAAUCAAAGAUUGACAAUCAAGAUUAUGCUAUAAAAGUGUUUGAUAAAUCCUUAUCCUAAAAAGACUCAACAAUCUAAUAAUCAAUAAAAAUGGAAGUAAGGAUUUUAAGAUAAUUAAAUCAUCCAAAUAUCAUAUAAUAUAAGGGAGUUUUUGAAUCAAAUGCUUAGAUCAUCUUAGUGUAAGAACUUUUAGAAGGUGGAGACUUGAAAACUAUAUUGGGAGAUGAGAUAGUUAACGAAGUAGCUGCUAAACAAAUAUUAAGAUCAAUUCUAAAAGGAUUAAACUAUAUGCAUAAUAAAGGCAUAUUUCAUAGGGACAUUAAAAAAUGUAAUUUAAUGUUAAGAACGUAAGAUAACUUUAAUUCUGUAUGUUUAAUUGAUUUCGGACUAGCUGAAAAAGCAAAUGAUGAUAAUAAUUAUAUAUUUAAAUAUUGUGGAACUCCUGGGUGUGUAGCACCAGAGAUUUUGAGAAAACAAAAAUAUGGAUUAAAAGUUGAUAUUUAUAGUGUUGGAAUUUUGGGCUAUCAAAUCUUAUUUGGGAAAGACCCUUAUUAAUCAGGUUCAACAAAAGAAACCAUUCUAAAAAAUUUUCUUGGGCAUAUUGAUUUUUUAAAUGUACCUUAGGUAUCUAAUAAUGGAUUGUGUUUUUUAAAAUCAUUAUUGUAUGAGGAUCCAAUUAAUAGAUUAUCAGCAAAAUAAGCAUUAAAACACCCUUUUUUAUAUAAUGAAGAAAAUUAAUUAAUAGUCAGAAAUUAUCUUGAUUUAAAUAGGAGUAAAGCUGUUUCUCCAAAAUUGAAGCCAUUAAUCUUCAAAAAUUCAAGAAAUUCAUCCCCAAACGGAAGUCCUAAAAUAUUGCCGAAUAAGGUCUAUUUUAGAGCCCAAGCAAGUCCUUUAAGAAAAAAGGAGUAAAUCGACAAAAUUUCAAAUUCUGAAAAUUAUGGAAAAUUAUCGUUAUCAUAGAAUUUUAAAAAUACAUUUAAAAAAAUGAAUACAAAAUGA
Messenger RNA from Paramecium tetraurelia, 1443 nucleotides. RefSeq lists its product as uncharacterized. The record is from RefSeq and is a predicted model, not a curated record. Lineage: Eukaryota; Ciliophora; Oligohymenophorea; Peniculida; Parameciidae. Gene Ontology annotation, molecular function: protein serine/threonine kinase activity; ATP binding. Gene Ontology annotation, cellular component: cytoplasm; nucleus. The transcript has 2 exons. Gene Ontology annotation, biological process: protein phosphorylation; mitotic DNA damage checkpoint signaling.